AUGCCUAAGGAAACAACCAAGCGUGGAAAGACCGGCAAGGUCGAGAAGAGAAAGGGAAAGAAGGACCCCAACGCGCCCAAGCGUGGUCUCUCUGCCUACAUGUUCUUCGCCAACGAGCAACGAGAGAACGUCCGUGACGAGAACCCUGGCAUUUCAUUCGGCCAAGUUGGCAAGAUCCUCGGUGAGCGAUGGAAGGCCCUUAACGACAAGCAGCGAGCUCCCUACGAGGCCAAGGCCGCUGCCGACAAGAAGCGAUACGAAGACGAGAAGCAAGCCUACCAGGCCGAAUCCGAUUAG
Daldinia caldariorum is the source of this 297-nucleotide messenger RNA. Its product is annotated as Non-histone chromosomal protein 6. The coding region runs from base 1 to 297 and encodes 98 amino acids. The transcript has 4 exons. NCBI's taxonomy places the organism in Eukaryota, Fungi, Ascomycota, Sordariomycetes, Xylariales, Hypoxylaceae. The record is from RefSeq and is a predicted model, not a curated record.